Diabrotica balteata is the source of this 528-nucleotide messenger RNA. The record is from the annotation of a GenBank genome assembly. NCBI's taxonomy places the organism in Eukaryota, Metazoa, Arthropoda, Insecta, Coleoptera, Chrysomelidae.
AUGACAUCCAGGCAGUGUUUGGUGAAUUCAAAUACUGUAAAGGAGGUUGAUUUGAGCGAAAAACCAUCGUUUUGGAAGGCACUGAAACCUCCAGCGAAGGAUAAAUGCGGUGAGCUGUUAACUUCUCUCUGCUACCAUCCUAGUAACAGUAUCUUGACGUUAACUUUGCUCAAAGCGCGUAACCUCAAAGCCAAAGAUAUCAACGGAAAAUCAGAUCCGUACGUGAAAGUGUGGCUUCAGUUUGGCGAUAAGCGUAUUGAAAAGCGAAAAACAGCGAUAUUUAAGUGUACUCUUAAUCCUGUUUUUAAUGAUACGUUUUCGUUCAAUGUACCAUGGGAGAAGAUUAGAGAAUGUUCUUUGGACGUAAUGGUUAUGGACUUCGAUAAUAUUGGCAGAAAUGAGCUGAUAGGAAGAAUUUUGUUAGCAGGUAAAAAUGGAUCCGGAGCAUCAGAGACUAAACACUGGCAAGACAUGAUUACUAAACCCAGGCAGACUAUAGUACAAUGGCAUAGACUUAAACCAGAAUAA